Messenger RNA from Hippocampus zosterae (dwarf seahorse), 2533 nucleotides. It is a transcript of the gene ak7a, whose product is annotated as adenylate kinase 7a. Gene Ontology annotation, cellular component: cytoplasm. Bases 161 to 2218 code for a protein of 685 amino acids. The transcript has 19 exons. Gene Ontology annotation, molecular function: AMP kinase activity; ATP binding. The record is from RefSeq and is a predicted model, not a curated record. Gene Ontology annotation, biological process: nucleobase-containing compound metabolic process. NCBI's taxonomy places the organism in Eukaryota, Metazoa, Chordata, Actinopteri, Syngnathiformes, Syngnathidae.
CUCGUCGCUAGGUGAUGACGUAAUAGUCCUUGAGACGUGGAUGCGUACCCUAGGUGAUUAUUUCAAAUUAAACCCAAAACAAGGGACGACCACAAUUGCUUCGAGUCAUUUUAGCAACCUAAAGCUUAAGUAACAUUAGUAGACUAAUAUUUUAACAAAAAUGGGUGACAAAAAACGUUGCAGACGUAUUUUUGUCAACGACGUCGGCAAAUAUUCUUCCAAACAUAUCGCGGAGUAUUUAUCGAGUUGCGGGGAGAAGACUGAGGACGACGAUGACGGCGAACCUCAGACAAAUGAACCUGUUUUCCAGGUGGUCGGGACUGUGUCCUCUUCAUCCAGCAGUGAGAAAACUAGCCUUUUGCAUGAGCAGUAUUCGUCGCUAAGCAGAGAGGAACUUCUCCCCCGCUUGCUGGAAUGCGACGUGGUGGUGUACAACAUCUCCGAAAAUGCGACCCAAGAGGACAUUGAAGAGGCCACUUGGGCAAUCACAGCCCUUCAUGGUGAAAUGCAGAACUUCAGAUCAAAGAAAAUCUUCAUUUUAGUCUCGACAGUGUUGACGUGGGCCAUGACCAAGAAACCGGAAACGGAGGAACCAGAAAAAUUUAUAACAGAGGAGGAGUUCCGAAAAAGACGUCCGCAUCCUAGCUUUAAACACCACAACAACAUGGAGAAACAAGUCCUCAAACUGGGAACAGGGAAAAAAAAUAAACUGAAAGGUUACGUUUUGGCUGCGGGAAUACAGUACGGAAAGGGAGAAAAUCUUUUCCACUACUUUUACAAGGUGUCUUGGCUGUCUGAGUGUACCAAAGUUCCCAUAUUUGGCGAGGGCACAAAUUACAUCCCCACCAUCCACGUGCUUGACCUCGCUAAAGUGAUACAAAGUUUAAUUGAGGUCAAACCCAAGGCCAAAUAUAUUCUUGCGAUUGAUGACUCCAGGAACAAGCUGGAAGACAUGGUGAAGGCUAUAAGCCAUGUGCUUGGACCAGGAAGAGUGUGUCAAGUACCAGAGAAGGAAGCCAUCACUAUGAAGGCCUAUAAGCAAGAGGAGCUGGAGUAUCUCAGCGUUGACCUACGUCUGGAUGCUUUUGUUGUGAAAGACUCCUUUAACUUCCAAUGGUCUGCAGAAGGCGGCAUAAUUGAGAAUAUAGAAGCCCUCGUGGAAGAAUACAGACAUACGAGAAAGCUACUCCCAAUCCGAAUCUGCCUCACUGGACCGCCCGCCGUGGGUAAAAGCGAACUCGCAGCGAAGCUGUGCGAGCGCUAUCGAAUACAUCACAUCAACAUCCGAGAUGUCAUCAACGAAAAGAUGACGCAGCUGAAAGAUACUAUUGCCAGAAUUGAUGCUGAGGUCAGCGAACAGGAAACGGCACAGGACCAACUGGAAACUAUAAAAGGAAGCAUGGAAAAUAAUGCAGGUCGAUUGGAAGAUGAUCUACUUUUAGAAAUUUUGACAGAAAAGCUCAAUUCAAAGCCUUGUAGGAACCAAGGAUUUGUUUUGUACGGCUUCCCGAGGACAUUUGAGCAAGCUAGUCAGAUGUUCAGCGCUGAGGACGGAGAGAACCAAGACUCGCCCAACGAGGCACCCGCUUACAACAAGAUCACUCCAGAAUAUGUGUUUGCCUUGGAUGCAUCUGAUGAGUUCCUGACGAAGAAAGUACAAGAUCUUCCCGAGAGUGAAGCCCAGAAAAGAGGCUUAACCCAGGAUGAGUUCAUCCCUCGACUGGCCAGAUUCCGCCAACUCAGCAGGGCCGCCGAAACUACUCUCGACUACUUUGAUGAACUGGAAAUAUAUCCGACAUAUCUUGAGGUGAAAGCUGACGACCCUGAAUUCACACAGAUUGUGAGCAAUGUCAUCGAGGUGGUGGGGCCUCCCAAGAACUACGGCCUGAGUCCUGAGGAGCAGGAGGAGGAAGAGGACAGGAGGCGAGAAAUGGAGAGGAAGCAGAAAGAGGCAGAGGAAGCGGCAGAGAGGAAACGCAGGAAAGAGGCUUUGCUCACUGAGAUGGCAGCGCAGUACGAAGCUUGGCAAAACAAUUUGGCAGAGGUUAAGAGGCAGGAGCACGAGCUGCUGGAAGCUAAAGCUCUCCCGCUGAGAAACUACUUGAUGAAGUAUGUGAUGCCUGCGCUCACCGAAGCCUUGCAAGAAUGCUCCAAGAUCAAACCGAACGACCCAGUCAGCUUUUUGGCCGAGUAUCUUCUUCGGAUGGACAAAGAUUGAUUGAGCAUCCCGUUUUAACACGCGUUGCAGUGCACCGAUCGCAGUCAAGGGUCGUGGGUGAGCUGGAGCCAAUUCAAGCUGACUUUAAGGAAGAAGCUGGACUGAUCACCGGCUAAUCGUAGGAGCACAUACAUCACAGACAAACAACCAAGCCGUCAAUGGCCCUUGGUCCACCGGUUACGUAGCCGUUUCAUUUUUCUGCCUGUCACUAUAUGCCACGAGCACAGAGAGAGGAAAAAAUAAUCAGUUAUCGCUUUGGUCGAGAAAUAAAAGCGGUCCAAUUAAGUAAAAUUGUAUUAAACCUGGUGAUUGAGU